This is a messenger RNA of Insectozyma verbasci, 255 nucleotides long. NCBI's taxonomy places the organism in Eukaryota, Fungi, Ascomycota, Pichiomycetes, Serinales, Debaryomycetaceae. The record is from the annotation of a GenBank genome assembly.
AUGAAACCAGUUGUUUCUUCAUUUCAAGCAUAUUGUUGUUUUAUUACUUCAUGUUUUGGUAUUGUUAUAUUAUCGGUUAUUGCAUAUUUGUUUUAUACAGAAUCUGAGAGUUUUAUGGGUUCAAUAAAUGAUCCAGAAAAUGGUAAAGAAGUAGCAAAAACUAUACUUAAUGCAGUUAUUAUAUAUUUCGUAUUUUUCUUAUUUUGUGGUACUCAAAUAUGGUUAAUUAAAAGGCAAAAUAGAAUACAAUUAUAG